This is a messenger RNA of Xiphophorus hellerii (green swordtail), 1143 nucleotides long. RefSeq names its product TLC domain containing 5b (gene tlcd5b). The record is from RefSeq and is a predicted model, not a curated record. Bases 8 to 733 code for a protein of 241 amino acids. The transcript has 2 exons. NCBI's taxonomy places the organism in Eukaryota, Metazoa, Chordata, Actinopteri, Cyprinodontiformes, Poeciliidae. Gene Ontology annotation, cellular component: membrane.
GACUGCCAUGCCUGCAUUGGAGGUGAUCUGCAGCCUGAUUGGCUGGCUGUGUCUCUACCUGUUCUGCUCCACCUUCUCUCACCGAGGGCCCGAGUGGAACUGCCGCUUGGUCACCUUGACCCAUGGCGUCAUCAUAGUGCUGCUGACGGCAUACGUUGUGUUUGUUGACGGUCCCUGGCCCUUCACACAUGCAGGUACAGAAAACACUGACCUCCAGAUAUUUGCCCUGGCAGUCUGCCUCGGCUACUUCUUCUUUGACCUGGGUUGGUGCGUGUGCUACCGGAGCGAGGGCCCAGUCAUGCUGGCGCAUCACGCCGCCAGCAUCGUGGGCAUCCUCCUGGCGCUGCUGAUGGGCGUGUCGGGCUGUGAGACCUGCGGGGUGAUCUUCGGCAGCGAGAUCACCAACCCGCUGCUGCAGAGCCGCUGGUUCCUCCGCCAGCUGGGACUCUACGACAGCCUGCUGGGCGACGCCGUGGACCUGCUCUUCAUCCUGCUGUUCGCCACGGUGCGCGUCGGCCUGGGGACCGUCAUGUUUUAUUGCGAGCUCACUUCGCCCAGGACUUUGCUGAUAAUGAAGCUUGGCGGCGUGGUCAUGUAUCUGCUGGCCUGGGUGUUCAUGGUGGACAUCGCCAGGUUCGGCUACAAGAAGACCAGGGCCAAAUACAGGAAGUGGAUGAUGAACCGCGAGCUCAAAGAGACAAGCGAGGAAAAACCAGUUGGGCACGAAGAGUGAUUGAGAAGACUAACUCAACCGCUUUCACAUGUUUUUAACAGACGCUCCAUGAAUUUAUUUAUUUAUUUAUUUAUUUUAUCUGCGGUACAGUGGACUGCAACAUUUUUAAAGUCUGUGUAAAAACAAUUCUGAAAAACCUUGAUAAGUACAUUUAUUUUGCAAACUAAAUAAUGAUCUGACAGUGAGCAGAGCAUGCGCAUUAAGAGGUCCGACCUUUAGAGGAACUGCCAGCAGGGGGCGCAACUACAUACAUACUUUCCGAGGUGUGUGCGAACAUGUCAUCGCCCCCCCUGCUCCCUGCUCCCCGACAUAAACUUGUAUAACUCAUUUUUAAUUAAAGUAUCAAUAAUAAUAAAUGUACAUAUAUGUGAAUAAAUUGUUGCCCUCAGGGCAAUUAAAAAAGAAUGAAA